AUGGCCUCACACCACCGCGGCCGCAUCCCCUCCUACCUCGCCACCGCCACGGCCCUCCUCCUUGCCUUCCUCCUCCCGCCGCUGGCCGCUUCCCAGUGGCAGAGCUGCGGCAAGAACAGCAACUUCACUCAGAACAGCACCUACCAGGCUAACAUCCAGGCCCUCUCCACCACCCUUCCCAAGAACGCCUCCUCCUCGCGGACGCUCUUCGCGCUCGCCAGCGUCGGCACUGUUCCGGACAUCGUCUACGCGCUCGCGCUCUGCCGCGGCGACGCCAACGCCUCCGCCUGCGGCGACUGCGUGUCCAACGGCUUCAAGGACGCGCAGCAGCUCUGCCCCUACAGCAAGGACGCCACCGUCUACUACGACCCCUGCUACCUCCGCUUCUCCAACCAGAACUUUCUCUCCGUCACCAACGGCGACAACAGCGUCCUCGUACUGUACAACACGCAGAACGUGACCGUGCCGGUGAAGGUGUUCGACGCCGCCGUGGGCAUGCUCAUAAACGCCACCGCGGAUUACGCGGCCACGAACUCCUCCAGGCGGUUCGGCACAGGGGAGGAGGGGUUCGAGACGAUCGACAAGGCGAAACCCAAGAUUUACGGUCUGGUGCAGUGCAGGCCGGAUAUGUCACCGGCCGAUUGCCGGAGCUGCCUCGCAGAUAUCAUCACGUACAUCCCCCAGUACUUCACCGGGAGGCAGGGUGGUAGGAUCCUUGGAUUACGGUGCAACUACAGGUAUGAGCAGUAUCCCUUCUUCACCGAGCCUUCUCUGCUGCAGUUCCCGGCGCCAUCCGUAGGGGCAGCUCCAUCUCCAGCGCCGGCGAACGUGACGCCACCACCAGUCGUAGGAGGUGAGCUUGGAGAAACAACUUCAGCUUAUUUGCACGAUUCAGUCUUCACACCAGAAGUAAUUCCAUAAUUGAGGGAGAAAAACAGUGAGGUUCGAUCUGCAAAGACCUAGUACGAGUAGCAUAUGCUCCCUCAAUUAUAGACUGUCAACACC
This is a messenger RNA of Triticum dicoccoides, 1005 nucleotides long. Its product is annotated as cysteine-rich receptor-like protein kinase 10. Bases 1 to 921 code for a protein of 306 amino acids. NCBI's taxonomy places the organism in Eukaryota, Viridiplantae, Streptophyta, Magnoliopsida, Poales, Poaceae. The record is from RefSeq and is a predicted model, not a curated record. The transcript has a single exon.